AAGUCAUGAUUACAUGCACGUGCACGGAAUUUAGAAGGCUUGCAUAACUUCCUAUGAUCAUUUGAUGGACCUAAAGAAAGCUUUUAAAAAUAAAUAAAUACAUACAUACAUACAUACAUACAUACAUACAUACAUAAACAAAUACAUAAACAAAUACAUGAACAAAUAAAUAUAAAUAUAAAACAUGGGUCAACAUGUAAAAAAAAAAAAAAAAAAGUCCUGAAUUAGAACAUGCGCAUUCUAGAGCCACGACGCGCACAUCUGAGGGCGCACAGAACGCAGGGAAAGUUCUCUAACGCAUCAAGUUGUACUAGAACACUGAUCACACACACACACACACACACGCACGCACGCACGCACGCACACACACACACACAUACACACACACACACUCUGCAGGUUUUCUACUGUAGAUGAUGUAGAGGACGCGUUUCAUCGCAAGGCGUUAAUAAAUCUAGGGUAGAAGUGACCAAAACGGAAAAUUUUAAACAAACAGUUUUUUUUUUGAGAGAGAGAGAGAGAGAGAGAGAGAGAGAGAGAGAGAGAGGUUACAUCAGUCACCGAGCUGCAGUCCUGGAAUAAAAAAAAUAUAUCCCUGGCAUGAAGUCACAGCUUAUUUCACAUCCGGUUUUGCCCAGACACACACACGCGCGCACGCACGCACACACACACACACACAGACACUCACAUGCGCGCGCGCACGCACACACUCACACACACGCGCGCACGCACUCAGCAGCAGCAUUCCGCGCUGUCCCGGUGGAGAGGAGCAUCACUGGGCAGCAACACCGCGGCGCUUUUCACCCGCAGCUACACCGUGAUCUUGCGGGGCGAAGAGAGAGACAGAGAGAGAGACAUAGAGAGAGAGUGAGAGAGAGAGAGAGAGAGAGAGAGAGAGAUAUUUCAUCACCGCGUAGACCUUCAUCACCGUCAUCUUUAUCAUCAGCAUCCUCCUCACCCUCCUUCUCUUCAUCAUCAACAGCAAGAGCAACAGCACAAGCGGCUUCUUCUCCUUCUUCUUCUGCUUCUUCUUCUCCUCCUUCUCCUGCUGCCUCGAUGUAAAAACUGCAGCUGAGAUUUUUUGGAGAUUUUUCGCGGCACUGCAGAAGAGAACUCAUUUCAGCUGCGUGCUUGAAGACUUGUUCUUCAGCAAUGAUGUGGGCUCGACUGGGAGCGGCGUGGAUCUGGGCCUGGUUACUGGUGGUCAACGUUCUGGGCAAAAGUCGCAUCCAGAUGGACAAAUCUCUGCCUCUGUUUACGUAUUUAGACCUCUGCUACUCGCCGUGUUUAGUCUCCAAGCACUGCUCAAAUCAGAACGGAUCGGACGAGCAGAAGGACAACACCACCGUCUUCACCCGCAUCCUGGACAGUCUGCUGGACGGCUACGAUAACCGUCUCAGGCCGGGACUUGGUGAGCGCGUGACUGAGGUGAAGACCGACAUCUUCGUGACGAGUAUCGGCCCCGUCUCCGAUCACGACAUGGAAUACACCAUAGACGUGUUCUUCAGACAGAGCUGGAAGGACGAGCGUUUGAAGUUUAAAGGUCCAAUGGCCGUGUUGCGCCUCAACAACCUGAUGGCCAGUAAGAUCUGGACCCCCGACACGUUCUUCCACAAUGGCAAGAAAUCUGUAGCGCACAACAUGACCAUGCCCAAUAAACUGCUGCGCAUCACGGAGGAGGGAACGCUGCUCUACACCAUGAGGUUGACGGUGAGAGCUGAGUGCCCGAUGCACUUGGAGGAUUUCCCCAUGGAUGCUCACGCCUGUCCACUCAAAUUUGGCAGCUAUGCGUACACGCGGGCAGAGGUGGUGUAUGUGUGGACGAGAGGAGCGGCUCAGUCAGUGGUGGUGGCUGAAGACGGAUCUCGGCUGAACCAAUACGACCUGAUGGGACAGACGGUGGACUCAGGAGUCGUCCAGUCCAGCACCGGCGAGUACGUUGUCAUGACGACACACUUCCACCUGAAAAGGAAGAUCGGCUACUUUGUCAUUCAGACGUAUCUGCCAUGCAUCAUGACCGUCAUCCUAUCACAGGUUUCCUUCUGGCUCAACAGAGAAUCGGUUCCUGCUAGAACUGUGUUUGGAGUGACCACUGUUCUGACCAUGACCACUCUGAGUAUCAGUGCUAGAAACUCUCUGCCCAAAGUGGCCUACGCCACCGCUAUGGAUUGGUUCAUCGCCGUCUGCUAUGCCUUCGUGUUCUCCGCCCUCAUCGAAUUCGCCACUGUCAACUAUUUCACAAAGAGGGGCUAUGCCUGGGACGGGAAGAGCGUUGUACCUGAAAAGCAAAAGAAGAAAAAGGAGUCUCUCCUGAAGAAGAACAAUACCUACACAGCUGCCACGGCAACCGCUUUCGCCCCCAACAUCGCCAGAGAUCCAGGAUUAGCAACCAUCGCCAAAAGCGCACCUCCUCCACCAACCGAGCCAAAAGAAGAGCCGAAACCCAAACCGGCUGAGGCAAAGAAAACGUUCAACAGUGUGAGCAAAAUUGACCGGAUCGCCAGAAUAGCGUUUCCUCUACUCUUUGGUACCUUUAACCUGGUCUACUGGGCGACUUAUCUAAAUAAAAAACCCAAAAUUCAAGACGCGCUAACACCUCACUAAUCCUAAAUCUUUCCUUUUCCUUCUUUCUUUCUCCUCUCUUUUCUUUAAACGUCUGUUUCAAAGUAGAACAAAAUAGUGGUCGAGUCGCUAGUCUCUACUCCGCCUCCUGUGUAAUAUAAGCUUCCUUGAUUAAAAAAGAAAAAAAGACAAAGAAGACAGAAAUCUACAAAAUGUGCUAAUUGCGUUGACAUGACGAUUCCACCCUGAUGCUAAUACUAUGCAUCACUUCAUAUGUGUGUGUAUAUACUGUAUAUAAGCAGUAUAUAACUCUACAAUCACACUUACAGGACCUUUUUUUAUUUUCUCAUCACGCCAUCAUGCAUGAGCUGCACUUUUUGUGUUUCCAUGACGACGGUCGAUGCUACCUUCGAGUGUUCUUCCAUUCUCCAUAGUCGAUGUUUUCUAUUUUAAAUAGAUUUUUCGACAUUGCAAGAGCAAUAAAAUAAAACGCGUCUCAGUGGACACACGUUCGCUUUCUUCAUGGAUGUAAAUGCGGAACCGGUUCUUACGUUACUGACAUGAAGCUUAACAUUUUCCUUCAUUUUACUGUAAAUAUUCUAGAAAACGUUAGAGAUGUCAAUCUCCCGUUUGAGCUUUGCUUAACGUACGAGAUACAAGCACUUCUCAGCAGUGAAGAAGAGAGCUGUCGUGUUUUUAUGAAAUGGCACUUUGAGGGAGUUCAUGGGUUCACUUUUGCUAUAUAUAUAAUCUUUUAAAAAUGAUUUAUGCCCAUUACUUACCAAUUAAUCAAGGUUUACCUUUGAGGAAAAUGUAAAUGUACAACAGUUACACAAUUGCUAAAUAUAGAAUGUAAAACUAAACCCGUAUGUCCACACUGUCAAGCGACUCAUAAGACGGUGAAGGGGCGUGUCCUAAAUGGAGGAGUUCUUGUCUUGUACAGAGGAUGCCAAUACUUACGCAAAACGUGAAUUAAAUUCACCUAGCAAAGAAGCUGAUUCGCUGAAGAGGAAAGGACAUGAAAAAAGAUGCACAUUCGUUUAUCGUAGAGUUUACUUUUUAUUUUGCGCAAACGUUAGCUGGUGAACUUGUGAUUUCAUGAGUCUCUGUCAUGUGAGCCAAUAGAAAACAAGUGGGCGGGGCUGUGGUUGCUUUAGAGGAGCCGCUGAUCAUUAAGCAGCAUCACACUGAACUUGUUCAGCUCAUCAUUAAUGUUACUGAAUUAGAUUAAGCACAUACAGGUUUCCAGCUGCAAUGGCAGAUGUGAUGGGCUUCACAGCUUUGGAUCUGUUUUUGUGACAUCACAAAUGCAUGCAAAUCCCCGCCCUCUAUUCGGUUAAAUAUAUAAAUAAUGAGAAAUUCGGUUUUAAACAGAAAAAAAAAAAAACCUAAAUACUGAAGAGGAGUGAAAUACUUAACAGUAUAGGGAAUAAGCCACACCCUCAGGCAACAAAAAAAGAGCAGUUUUUAUAUUUUUAUGAUGCAAACAAAUAUUUUUAAGUGAAAAAAAUUGGUCUCAAAACAGCAUUUAAAGAGAAGUUCUUAAAAAACAAUUGUGACACAGCCACAACCAAUAAACAAACCUUUUUAAAUCAAAAGCAUUUGAAUAGGCUAAUCCAUUAAUAGGCCACACCCACAAGGGUCAAAAAUAGCAGUUGUGACUUUCCCAUGUCUGAAAUCAGCCUUCAAUCUUUUAGAUUAAAAAGCUGAAUAGGCCACGCCCACAAGAAACAAACCUUGUCCCUUGCUAGUGUGAACACAACUUCAGGUUGUUCAGCAAAUUCAUUUAUUUUUUGUGUGUAAUUGAUGUCAAGUAAAAUCGAUCUGCUCGAUGGGCUUGUGCGGAAAUGCAUUUUAUAUUUAAUAUGGAAUUAAUUCUUCUUUCAUUUCCGUGUUUGGUCGUAGAGCCGCAUGCUAAAAGCCCUUGUAUCGUAGAUCAUUCCGGAAUUCUGUUACUUUGCUGCUCGUUGCGCUUCAAACGAACGGAACGCAAAGCAGUGCCUUUUCUCUGCUCCUGGAUUAACGAGGCACUCGCUAGGUUGCGCUCUAAUCUCAGUAUGUUGUGUCUUCAGUUGAAAACUUUGUGAAAACUCAGAAAGCACCAGCUACACUGCCUCUUGCCUCGCACGCUGUUCCAGAACUGGCGUACUUCUGUUCCGCGUCACUAGUUCCAGAACGAGAAGCGCAUUGUGACGCAUCAUAGUUGCCGAUCUGUUUGCUAAUUUCUUUUUCAUUUUUGGAUUUCCUUGUAGCAUGAUGUCAGAUAAUAUUGGUUUGGUGUUGUGCGAUUUCAGAAAAUCACGUUGAUGUAGCAAUAUGAGAAUAGUUAAAGGGCUUUUUCACGAUCGAACACUCGUCAUUCUGGACAUUUGCACGUUUCACAAAUGGACAGGAACUUCACUAUUCAUGGCGAUAUCGCAUCUAAUAAAUACACCAUUUCUGGUUUCUGUUUGCGACAUUACUGCAACACAACACACUCCGCCCUGCAUCCUCAAACCUUUUCAUUUUCCCUGCAUCGAAUCUGAGCGGGUCAUAUGACCAGAUGCUGAAAUGCACUCUGGGAUUUGUAGGAUAUGCAAGCAGACAGGCACUCCAUCAAUCAAACGCUGUAUAAAUAUGAAUAUAUACAUUAUACAGUAUUUAAACAUUUCCAUUUUGGAUGUUUAUCAUCAUGCCUAAAUGACAAUGGUGUGUGGCCUGUAUGGAAAAAUAAAUAAAUAAAUAUAUAUAUAUAAAUAUUAUACAGUAUAUUAUUCUAUACUAUAACACACUGCAUAUAUAAAUACUCCAUGACUUGUUCUACAGAGGAUAAAUAUUGUUUGUACCGACUUAUUGUUAUGCAUUUUGCACAUUAGAGGCAUCAUUUACAUAUUUACAUAUUCACGUAGUGAGCUUUGUGCUAUGCAAGGAUAGCUUUGAAACAUGCUAAUUAGCUUUUUUUCUUCUUAAUAGAGCAAAAAUACUGUACAGGAAAUAAAGAACUCUAUUAUGCUCCUUCUUCAGCUGUGGAUAUUUUAAUUUGCCAGUCAAUUAAAAAAGAUAUAGAAAUAUAAAUAUGACAUUACAUUGAUUAUUUUUGUUCUAUACAGUUUCAGGGUUAGCUUAAA
This is a messenger RNA of Ictalurus furcatus (blue catfish), 5669 nucleotides long. RefSeq names its product gamma-aminobutyric acid type A receptor subunit alpha1 (gene gabra1). The record is from RefSeq and is a predicted model, not a curated record. Gene Ontology annotation, cellular component: synapse; GABA-A receptor complex; dendrite membrane. The coding region runs from base 1153 to 2604 and encodes 483 amino acids. NCBI's taxonomy places the organism in Eukaryota, Metazoa, Chordata, Actinopteri, Siluriformes, Ictaluridae. Gene Ontology annotation, biological process: regulation of postsynaptic membrane potential; signal transduction; monoatomic ion transmembrane transport. Gene Ontology annotation, molecular function: GABA-gated chloride ion channel activity; inhibitory extracellular ligand-gated monoatomic ion channel activity; GABA-A receptor activity. The transcript has 11 exons.